Molecule: messenger RNA, 417 nt
Organism: Pisolithus orientalis
Lineage: Eukaryota; Fungi; Basidiomycota; Agaricomycetes; Boletales; Pisolithaceae
Exons: 3
Coding region: 1-417 (138 amino acids)
Source: RefSeq, a predicted model, not a curated record
AUGCCCACAGUCAAGUGUUGCCUGGGCAGCAAAGGACUGCCCCAUAAGCCUCGUGAUGGGGGGUUCUCUUCCUGCAACAGCCUUUCUAGCAGUGCUGAGGUCAAAGUGGAGAUGACUGGUGUCUUAGCUGAGAUGUAUGGAAUAUUGGAGUCAUCCACUCACACAGUUUUCAAUCUGCAGCAUGAAUCAAAGAGUCAGCUGAAUCAUGAGGCACUUCUCCUUCUUGAUGUAGCACAUGCACAACAUGAAGUCUUUCAUGUGGAACAAGCUCUGGCCACAUGCAUCACCCAUGAAUACAAAUCGAUAGCCAAGUUGUACAAGUACAAGGUGGGCAGUGGCGAGGCAAGAGUCCAUGAAAAAGAUAUGGAGGCACAGUUAUUGAGCAUGCUGGUAGUUGAAUACUUGCCAUUUGUCUAG